Molecule: messenger RNA, 3152 nt
Organism: Ylistrum balloti
Lineage: Eukaryota; Metazoa; Mollusca; Bivalvia; Pectinida; Pectinidae
Product: serine/arginine-rich splicing factor 1A-like
Exons: 5
Coding region: 91-807 (238 amino acids)
Cellular component (GO): ribonucleoprotein complex; nucleus; cytoplasm
Molecular function (GO): mRNA binding
Source: RefSeq, a predicted model, not a curated record
AACAUUCCAAAGACCCAAGCCUGACGUUGACGCCACACAACCAGGAAAUCUGUACAAGUUGAGGACGAUCGAAUAUAUUUUACAUAGACAAUGGCCUACAGGAUGCCAUCAGAUUCCAGAAUAUAUGUCGGAAAUUUACCACCAGACGUUAGACAAAGAGAUAUAGAAGAUUUAUUCGAAAAAUAUGGAAAUAUUCGUUACAUUGAGUUGAAAAAUAGACGCGGUCCGCCAUUUUCCUUUGUCGAGUUUGAAGAUCCAAGAGAUGCUGAAGACGCUGUUCGGAAGAGAGAUGGCUACAACUAUGAUGGCUACACAUUGAGGGUUGAGUUUCCGCGAGGAGCAAGGGGCCCCCCAAGUUUUGGUGGAGGUGGCGGUGGCAGAGGAAUGUUUGGUGGUGGAGGUGGUGGCGGUAGAGGCCCACCUUCCAGGAGGUCUGAGUACCGAGUCCUUGUUUCAGGACUUCCUGGCUCUGGCAGCUGGCAGGAUUUGAAGGAUCACAUGCGUGAGGCAGGUGAUGUGUGUUAUGCUGAUACUUACAAAGAUGGCACAGGAGUGGUGGAAUUCUUGCGCAAGGAAGACAUGCAAUAUGCUGUACAAAAUCUGGAUGACUCAAAGUUCAGGUCACAUGAGGGAGAAGUGUCAUACAUUAGAGUGAAAGAGAAUUACAGCAGUAGUAGCCGUAGCAGGUACUCGCGAAGCCGCAGCCGAAGUUUAAGUCGUAGUCCACGCAGAAGGAGGUCUCCAGGAAGAGGGUCCCCAGACUACUCGUCUGUACAGAGGAGGCGGAGGUCUCGGUCCCGAUCGUGAAGGAUCUCAUUUGUCCUUUCACAUCAUUAAACACGGGUGUGGUCAUCGUGUCAUUUCAUAUAAAGCUUUUCUUUUCAACAGUAAUACUUGGAAUGUCUAGAGAUACUGCAUUCAGUCCAAAAUGGCAAUCAUAAUUUUGGUUGGAUUUUAGUGUAUUUUAAAUUUCCUAAUUAGAAUUCAUGCAUUCAAAUCAUGCCAAAUUCAUGAUCACAAGUACAUAGAGCAGAAUUGGUGCGGAAUCCCACUUUAGUGAGGCUGAAUUAGGGUCUGUCAUAUAUUUUGUCCACCGCAAAGAAGGCCAUUCUGUCUCCGUAGAAGUAAUGGAAGGAAGAAAAUAUUUGCUUGUGGUUUCAAAACAAAAGUUACCAAUUGUUAACAUUACCUGUCAAAAACUAGCUAAAAUGAAUUGAACUCUCCACUGAACAAGAUGAAAAUCAAAGAUAUAUAAUACUAUAAACAUUACAGUGCAUUGUGCAAGUGUUAUGUUUGCAAAGGAGUUAGGUUUGCUCUAUUCAGGGCAUGCUUCAAAAUCGAAGCCCAAGAAUUUCAUUUUCAUUAGAGUUCUUACUAUUUCUAAAGUGAAGAGAUAUUGACAAUCAAUGAUUAUUUUGCACAAAAAUUUGACUAAGUAUUUUGGAUUUUACAUAAGAAAAGAACUAUACAUAGGUAAAUAAUGAAAAGCAUGAUCAUCAAUGUUUUUAAAAGGAGGAGUGCCUUACGAAAUCAAAGGUUUCACAAGUGACUGCUACUUAUUAUUAAUCAUUUCUUACACAGUCAUGGAAUUACAGUCCCGCUGUCAAUCAUAUGAUCAAGGGUCGUCCACAACAGUCUCUGUCCAAUUAGGGAUUGUGGAUCCAGGAGUUUGUUGCUUCCAAUUGGAUAUGAUGGAGGCGGGGAGUGACUGUUUACUCCUGACAUCCUUUUCAUUGGAGGUGAUGAUGGUUUUGAAGUUGGAAGGAAUGGGAUAAAAUAGUGGAUUGGAUGGAUUUAGGAUAGGGAAAUUGGAUAAAAGAUGGAUAAUGGACCGAAUGGAGAUAGGAGGAUAAGUUUAGGAUUUUUUUCCAUGGAAAUAGUUUGGAAAAUUGAAAGUAUUAAAGAUAUAGGACCAAAUGGAGAUAGUGGAAAAUAUUUAAGGAUUUUGCCCUUAAACCUAAGUUUGGAAUUGGUUUGGAUAAUUGGAAUUAGGACCGAAUGGAGAUUGGAGGAAAGUAAAAGGACCGAAUGGCAGUUGGAGGAAUUGUCUUUUUUUUUCUGAAGUAUUGGAUAAAAUUGGAGGAAUUAUGAAUAAGAUGGAUUUGGGAGGGACCGAAUGACGAUUGGAGGAAUUUUAGAUAAAGUGGAUAUGGGAGGGACCGAAUGGCGAUUGGAGGAAUUUUAUUUGAUAGACAGUUUUUGGUUCUGAAAAAAAAGAUUGGAUUUGGAUUUUGGACGGAAUGGAAUUUGGAGAUUUUUUUUUUCCUGCAAAAAUUUUGGAAAGAUCUGGAUCAGUGGACCAUUUGGAGAUUGACAUAUUUAAUGUCAAAUAUUACAGGGAGUUUGCGAAGUUUUAGAUAGAUUUUAUGGCUGCAUAUAGAUAAACCCAGUACAAAGGACAUUUAAACAGAAAUUUCAUAUUUCUCAUACCUGUUUUGAUAUAAUAAUUGGGAAAACCUGAACGUUCUGUUCAGAAGUUGUUUUUAAUAUUAUAAUGUGGUUUGAAUUCUUAAAUCAACAUAUUUUAUGCGUGCAUAAAAGCUUGUUUUUAUUAUUUUAUCCUUGAUUUUCAUUAUGGCACACAUAACAUUAAUUUGGAAAAAGUGUUUUGUUUUUAUGUAUGGAAUUUGUUUAACAUUCAUCCUGAUUAUUUUUAAUGGAUGUUUAAAUUGCAUCAGUCUAUUUUUUGUCCCUGUGCAGACACAUUCCUAUGAAUAACUAAAGACAUUUCUCUCAUGAUUUAGUGAGAGUAAUAUGGAGUGGCUAGGAAGUUUUUUUCCCUCCAAAACUGCUUACCAAAUGUAUUCAACACAACAAUUAGGACUGUGAAACAAAGAAAAAGGAUGGAAAGAGGGACAAAAAAUAGUUCCAUGUAGCUUUAGUCUGGAACUGUUCAGAAGUUUUGGAGUUGGUUGAAAACAGGACCAUCUGAUGUUCUAUAUAUUUUUCAAUUUUUUUUUUUUUUUUACCGUACAUCAUGUCUUUGUGGUUUUUAUUUUUACAAUACAGAGUAAGUAAGGAAAUCAUUGUCAAGUCAUUUAUUGCACAUAAUUUCAAAGUAAUGGUCUUGUAUUGUUCUUAAAUUGUCAGCCAUAAACUGCAUUGUUUUGUCACUUGCUUCUUGCUGUAUAGAAUAAAGGAUAUUUUAUGGC